UCAGGGCUCCAUAUGAGCUUCAUGGAGGCGCGGGCGAGACGUCACUCGGUGCUUCCCGGUGCGAGCUAACAUGAGCGGGGAUGCUCCACACACUCGCCACCAGCAAGCCCUCCACCAUGGGGGCAGAGAGCGACAGUAUGCUGCAGCUCGCCGCGGAGGCUUUCCGGGCCAAAAACUUCGACCUGGCGGCGGAUAUUUACGAGUGCCAGCUAGCGGCUUCGGGGGACGGGGAGUGCCGUCAGAAGUUGAUGGUGAAGCGGGCUGACGCGCUCGCCUUCGGGGGGAAAUUCUCCGAAGCUUUCGAGGUGUACCGACAAGCCGCGGAGAUCGAGAGACUGCGACCCGUACACCUGCUCAACCUCAUCGAGUACCUCACCUCCAUCGCCAAGCCGGACAGCGGGGACACUCACGGCGGCACCCCGGGCGAGGGUGCGAAAACCGGGACACCGACAGCGGGUAGCCCCGGUGUCGGAGCCACAGGUCGCGCCGACGCAGACUUCUCCUGCCGGAUAUGUCUGAGCUCUCUGUUCGAGCCCGUGACUCUUCCGUGCGGACACUGCUUCUGUAAGAAGUGUCUGGAGAGGGACAGGAAAGAGGUGGUCUGCAAGGAGUGCCGGCACACCUCCAAAGUGGCCGUGCACACUUUCAGGGUCAACGUGGUCCUCAGCAACCUGCUGGCUAAGUGGUUCCCCGGGGUGCACCGGGCCGCCCGGCUGCGGCGGGAGGGCAACGGCCUGUACGCCGAGAAGAAGAUGGAAGCAGCUCUGGAGAAAUACAACCAAGCCAUCCUCAUAGCACCCACAGACCACAUACUGUUCAGUAACCGCUCCCAGAUCCACUCCAGUCUGAAACACUUGGACGAGGCUCUGAGGGACGCCGAGAUGGCCUGCAGGCUCAUGCCUCUGUGGUCCAAGGGUCACGUUCGGAGGGCUCAGGCUUUGGUGUCCCUCGGAAGAACCGAGGAAGCCCUGAGAGAGUACCUGCUAUGUCUGUCCAUAGAGCCCGACUGCAGACUGGCGAGGAAUGAGGCCAACAAGCUCCUCAGUGACCUCCUGGCCCCAGUGACCGACCAGGUCCCUGAACACAUCUCCGACUUCCCUAACUUCCUGCCCUCUAGAGGUCGCAUCAAGAAUAGCAUCAACACGCCCUCCCAGAUCCCAGCCACGUUCUUAUCGGGUUCCGCAGCCGCUCCCCCCGCUCCCGCAGCCAGGGGGUCCAACAGAAGCGAGGUAAAAGAUCAGGGGAAACCCGAGGACAGGAAGCUUUAUCAGUGUCUCCUCAAACGGAAGCGGAGCAGCAUCAAGGAGGAGGAGGAGGAGGAGGAGGAGCAUCAAAAAAGACCCAAGUGUGAGCCAGCAGAGGUGAAGGACCUUCUGGACCCAGCAGAUCUGGAAUGUUCUCUCUGCAUGAGAUUGCUCUACGAGCCGGUGACCACGCCCUGCGGUCACACCUUCUGUCUCCAGUGUCUCAAGAGAUGUCUGGACCACAACCCAAAAUGUCCCCUUUGCAAAGAAGAGCUGUCCGAGUACCUGGUCCAAAGGCAGUACUGCAAGACGGCAUUGAUGGAGAACCUGAUAGCAAAGUAUCUUCCAUCUGAGCUCAUGGAAAGACAGAAAGUCCACCAGGAGGAGAUGGCUGAGCUUUCCAACCUCAACAAGAGCGUGCCUAUAUUCGUGUGCACCAUGGCCUUCCCCACCGUCCCGUGUCCUCUGCAUAUCUUCGAGCCCUGCUACAGACUGAUGAUUCGGCGAUGCAUGGAGACGGGAACCAACAGCUUCGGAAUGUGUCUGGGGGAUGAACUGAAAGGGUUUGCAGAUUACGGGUGCCUGUUGGAGAUCCGUGACGUGAAGUUCUUCACCGAUGGCAGCUCGGUCGUGGACACCAUCGGCAGGCGGAGGUUCAAAGUCAUUCAACACCGUGAGCGGGAUGGGUACAACACGGCGGAUAUUGAGUACUUGGAAGACGUGAAGGUGGAAGGCCUGGCGAGGGGGGAGCUGCAGUCUUUGCAUGACGCGGUCUACGAGCAGGCGCUGGCGUGGGUCAACUCCCUGAAGGCUGAGCAAAAGGAACGUAUCGAAGGGCACUUUGGACCCAUCCCCGAGAAAGACUCUGAGCUUCAGGCCAGUCCCAACGGUCCCUCCUGGUGUUGGUGGUUACUUGCUGUUCUUCCCCUGGAAGGCCGAGCCCAGCUGCCAUUCCUGGCCAUCACAUCUCUGAAGGACCGCCUGAGCGGAAUACGCAAGGUUCUGCUCUUCAUGGCCCACAGCAGACAUCGGGGGCACCCUGUGGGCCAGCGGUCCUAACAAAUGGACCCCCCACCCCACAUUUAUCCGUUCAACUUCCAUUCAUCCUCAUGCUUCUCACACCAGCCGGAAAGCACAUCUGGAUGAAGAUGAAUUGGAAUCACGCUAAUGUGCACACGCUAACGCCGCCACCUGACAACGUGGACUUCUUGGUUUUUAUGUUGCCGCUCUCAGCUCUUCCUUUUGCAUCGUUCCCAGAUGAAGCACCGAAAUAGAAUCUUUUUCUUGAGGGUGAGCUUUAAAGAAAGUCCAACGUUUUUCCAACUUUUUUCACACGAGAGACCAAACUUUGACUUUUUGCACUCGCUGCAGUUCAGUGAAUGAAGUUAUUAAACUGCACACGGGAGCAGAUGUUGUUGCUUUUAACUUCACAUUUGUCUUCUUUGCUGUUUUUUAUGUUUGGCGUUUUGCAUUUUCUUCAUUAUUUAUUAUUUUUUGGAUUAUUUAUGCAUGCAGUGACAUUGUUUACAUUUGUUUAAAAAGAGACUAGGAGCUGCUAGAAGAUUCUUUUUGUAUUUGCCAUCAACAUUUGCCGUCUUUCAGGGCAAAUUAAAAGUUGAGGACAAAUUCACGUCUGGAUUUUACAUCCCAACAUUUAUUCUCAAUUUAUGUUGUACUUCCCCUCAACGUGGGGAUUCGCCUCAGGAGGACAAAGCAGUUGCAUGUCUUCUUAAGAAAAUGACUUCCAUGGAAAUGAAAAACACGUUGCAGUGCUGUUUCAUAUUUUCAUGCAAAUUUUUGUAAUUCCAAUUAAAAUCUCCACAAAUACGGUAAUCCCUCGCCACUUUGCGCUUCAAUCUGUCGUAUUUUUCCACAAAUCUAUGAAUAAAUCAUGCCGUUUGGUGUUGAAACUAUAAUGAGUCCAAAAGUAUGCAUAUUUUAUCAUAUUCUAUGUAUUUUUAAAACCUAAAUUAAGCAUGUUCAAGCAUAAAAUUCAGAAGACGCGUUCAAAGACAUUGUGAUAUGUAGGUUCGAAUUAUCGCACAAUAAUCUCUAAAAAAAACCAAACUCAACCUCGACAUCACUUCCUGUCCGCCCCUCACCGGAACACAUUUACAAGAACACACACAAGCCUAAAUCUUAUUCAUAAUGUCUUACUUUCACGUAUUAUGUCUACUAUAUUGGGUAACGUAAGUGUAAAGGUGAAUGUAGGGAUGUUAUUCAAUGUCUAGCAGGCUCUAAUGUUAAAAAUACUCAUGUUAAAUAAUGUUAAAAUACUUAUAUAAUAUAAAAUCAAGUGUUUAGAAGAACAUUUUCUAUGCUCUGAGAAACGGCUUCUCUUUGUGGAAAUUCACCUAUGACGGUCGGGUCUGGAGCCAAUUGAUAAACAAGGGAUUACUGUAUUCUAGUAAUAAGUGAGAUACAUUAUUGCCUAAAAUAUCAUGAAUUAUCAUGAAUUACAUCCACAGUGUAGAACCUGCAGAUGGAGGGGACAAUUCAACCAACGCAUCAUCAUCACAACUUCAUAAAAAAGGAUGUAGCUUUCGUGUUUACAUGUGAACUUUGACAUUUUUGUCAAUCAAUUGUCUUCUAAUGACAGAAGUUCUAGUGCCUUAAGUUGGACUUCUUGCUGUUAAUCAAUACCACCUGGAAUGUGAGCAGCCUGGUGUUCCUUCAGUCACGUUAUGAGAAGGAUUUCAUUCAAUAACUCUUCCAAACAUUGUGGUCCCCUUGAUACCGUUGAGCAAACCGCGGCGUUUGACCCCCUAGUUUCUUCUGAUGCUGCGUCAUCAGUAGCUAAAUGAGCACCUUCAAGGUCACAAAAAAAGUGACCAAGUCAAGAUGGUUCGCCACUUUCUGUGGAUUUCAUGUUAAAAUCGACUAAGUGGCGCUUCAUGUUUGAGCUUCACUUUUUGAAUAGAAGCACAUUUGAAAUCUUACAUUUAACCGUGCUUCCAUUAAACUUCCUGUACUUCCGUUCAAGGAGCUUCCUGCACAAAUGGACAAUGACUUCUUCUGCCCGUGUUGUGUUCCUCAAUCAUUCUAAUGUGUUGUAUCACUGUCAAAUAGAUGGGAUCCACCAAGAUCCACCAAUAGAUGGGAUCCACCAAGAUCCACCAAUAGAUGGGAUCCACCAAGGUCAUAAGGGUUCUCUGUCAUUCUGUAGCAAUGAAAAUAAUCAUAAAUGUACUUGUAUUGUCCAACUGGCAAUAUGAUAAUAAAUGUG
This is a messenger RNA of Doryrhamphus excisus (bluestripe pipefish), 4470 nucleotides long. RefSeq names its product LON peptidase N-terminal domain and RING finger protein 3-like. Gene Ontology annotation, molecular function: protein binding; ubiquitin protein ligase activity. The record is from RefSeq and is a predicted model, not a curated record. Lineage: Eukaryota; Metazoa; Chordata; Actinopteri; Syngnathiformes; Syngnathidae.